Molecule: messenger RNA, 2596 nt
Organism: Maniola jurtina (meadow brown)
Lineage: Eukaryota; Metazoa; Arthropoda; Insecta; Lepidoptera; Nymphalidae
Product: chorion transcription factor Cf2-like
Exons: 10
Coding region: 262-1698 (478 amino acids)
Biological process (GO): regulation of transcription by RNA polymerase II
Cellular component (GO): nucleus
Molecular function (GO): RNA polymerase II cis-regulatory region sequence-specific DNA binding; DNA-binding transcription factor activity, RNA polymerase II-specific
Source: RefSeq, a predicted model, not a curated record
CCCUCAUCGGAUAACACGAUUCAUGGUGUUUCCAAUACCCAUACCCACGGAGGGGACGUGGAAAUGGUGCGAGAAACACGUGUAGGCAGGGUCGAGACGUCGGGCCCUAUCCGUCCUACCUCUCUGCCGACCACCACCGCGCAUGUACCAACCCCCCGCGCAAAAUGUCCGCGCAUCAUCCCAAAACGUAUUUCUGCCACGGCCAACUAAUAAAACGUUAUGAAAACCCACUAUCGCACCAAAAACAAGAUUUAAAUCAGAAUGAAUUUCGCACCGUUCACGGGGCAUAUCCCCACAGCUACGGCGAUCCCCACCAUCCACCAAUUUGCCGCCAAGUUUGGGUAUGAAGGCAGCGGUACCGGCAGUGUGGUUCAGGAAACCAGGUACCAAGCAUCGGGUAGUGGAGUGCAGUUUGCGGUAGCGCCAGCUGCGGGGGUGACGGUGGAUGGAGUGAAGUUCCGUCAGGCUGAGAGCGUGGUGGUGGUUAGCAAUGCUCAGCCGGGAACGGUGACGCUGGCUGGGAUUGCUCCUAUUCAUACAGUGAACGCAGGAGUAAAAUACCAAAGCAUAACAGCAACGUCCUCCACGGUUAACGUGGGUAACAUCGCCUAUGGAGGCACUGGGCAGGUCGGGUACGUGCAGGAGACCGUGCUCAAAGGGGAGCAGAGGGACAAGCGGGAGUACCGGGAGGAGCUGCACCAUGAUCUGAUGGCGUCUAUGAUGCAGCAGCACCAGGUAACUCAAGCGCCACUGCAACAAGGCACUCAGCAGUUGCUGGUCGUGCUACACGAACCCAAAGACGGUGCAGCAUUGGCGCGAGCCAUCAAGCAAGAAGGCCGGAUCCAAAGAGAUGGGACCAGCGUACCAGCGGAGUUUAUUAGUAUCGGCGAUGUCACAGACACUUCAACCUGGCAGACCCUGGGCGGCGGAGUGGCCGACUACCUCUCAGCGCUACCCCUACCUCUCCACCAUCUGCUGAAGUAUUCCACCUCAUCUGCGGACGGCAAACGAGACGAGCCCACCAUAGUUACCGUGGCGACCAACUCCUUGCCACCCAUGUCUACUUUGACUUCGGUUCCAACAAACGUAGUGAACAGCGUGGUGGUACAGACGGCGACCAUAGUGAACCCGGCACCAAACAACACCAUCAACACCAAUGUCAAUGCCAACACCAUCGUCGUCCCCAAGAAGAAAAAGAAGAAGAAAGUGCUCAAAGAGAAGAAACCGAGGCCGAAGCCAGGGGAAAUUAGACUGACCACUGCUUUAGAUGGGAGCACACUCUACUGUUGUCCAGAAUGUCACAUGGCGUAUCCAGAGCGUGGACUGCUCGACCAACAUCUUGUAGGACACACUAUGGAGCGGAGGUUUAUUUGCGACAUCUGUAACGCGGCGCUGAAGCGCAAAGACCACCUGACGCGCCACAAGCAGUCGCACAACCCUGAGCGGCCGCACGUUUGCUCCGUCUGCCUCAAGGCCUUCAAGCGCAAGGAGCAGCUCACUCUGCACUUCAUCAUACACUCGGGCGAGAAGCGGCACAUAUGCAACGAGUGUGGGAAAGGCUUCUAUCGCAAGGAUCAUUUGCGGAAGCAUACGCGGUCACACAUCGCGCGGAGAGUCAAAGCAGAAAUGUCCCAGCAGUCCAACACCCCACCUCUUUCACAGCAAACUGUCCCUGCCCCAGCUCUGGAACCAUCUUGACCCGAUGAAAAGAACGACUUGCUGACACUCAUCGCAGCCGCUAAAGACGCUUUUUGACAGUAGGUCUACCUCUAAAUUAAGGAAAAAUGUUUCCGUGGUGUUGAAUACAGUUAUUGUCCCUAAUUUUAUUUGUAGUUAAAUCGAUGACGUGCAUUAGUGUCCGACCGAAGGUCAAUUUCUGGCCGAAGCCAAAAUUAAGGGUUUAAUACUACUAAAAACUUCUAGAUGGCUAAAAAUAAUAAAAUAAUGUUUUUUUUUAUUGUAAACAAUAACCUUUGUUGAACUCACGUGGAGAUAAUUCGGUUUUAUUGCACUCUCGCACAUUCGUAUCAGGUCGUUCAAUUUCGGCCUUCGCAAAGAUUCGGCUUCGGCCAAAAACUUUGGCCAAACCUGGCCGAACGUGGUUUUUGGUGACACUAAAUGUCAUAAAGUCACUGCAAUAUAAAAUUAUGGGCUCUACCUAAAUUUUCCAUGACAUGCCAAAUAUUUUUCAUAUGAAAAUUACAGAAAUGGGAUGCGUAAUAAUUUUAAGUUGCUCGAUAGUUUUUAUUCUUCAUUAAAAUGUCACAUACACAGAUAAAGAGAAAUAGGCGCAGCAGACAAAUAAGACGCACAUAUUGUUAAAAAACUACAUUUUGUAUCUGAGAAUUUUUUGAAAAUGCUAGUAGGUAUUUAGUUUUUAUUUUAGAUUAGUUUAAAACAAAAGUUAGAAUCAUGUUUUCCAGUUAUUAUAUUUCACUGUCUUGUUGAAUUCUGAUACUAAUCUAGAAGAUAGGAAAGCUUCAAAAAUUUUGAAUUAGGUAGGUACCUACUUAUGUAAAAAUGGAUUCGCCUUUGUAAAUAUAUCGCUAUUGUCGACGGAAGCAUAAAUUUAAAAUGUGAUAAUGUUAAUAAAAUU